This is a messenger RNA of Ostrinia furnacalis (Asian corn borer), 967 nucleotides long. RefSeq lists its product as uncharacterized. The coding region runs from base 280 to 804 and encodes 174 amino acids. Lineage: Eukaryota; Metazoa; Arthropoda; Insecta; Lepidoptera; Crambidae. The record is from RefSeq and is a predicted model, not a curated record. The transcript has 2 exons.
UUUAGAACGUAGGUGCUCACUAAGACGGGAUUUUAACCCCUUAGGGGGUAAAACAGAAUCCAUAUUAUAGUCAUCAAUUAUUUAUCCGAUUUCAAAUUUUUUACAUUGUUGUUUCAGGUCAGUGGCUGAGAAGAGAAAAAAAAGUAUUGCACCAUUAUGUUUGACGAAAUGGCUCUUGAACCGGCUCUUUUUUUAUUCAAACAAGUAUGAUAAUAUCUCAGGAUUCGUCGAGCUCAACAAAAUUAAACUAAUAACCUGGCAGACCAUGCUCUCGUAUUUAUGGCGAGAGGUGCCGUCUGCAAAUGGCAACAGCCUGUGGCGUUUUAUUUUACGGAAGGAGCUGUUUCAUCACAAAACUUACAAAUAAUUUUGAAGGAAAUUGUAAAUGCCUUUGUCGAAACUGGCCUCCUCCCCAUUGCCCUUGUGAGUGACCAAGGGUCUUCAUUUCAAUCGGCAUUAAAAACUCUGCAGGAAAAUAUCAGAGGUGAACAAAUACGUGCUGGUAUAGAGAUUUCUGGUACGUCACUAAGUGUGAUUUUCGAUCAACCACAUUUGAUAAAAGGGCUACGGAAUAAUUUUAUCACGAAAAAUAUAAAAAUGAAUGGGAAAAUAUCAAAGUGGCAAGACAUAGUCGACGUAUACCAAACCGACUGCAAACACACCAUAAGGCGCUUACUACAUAAAAUAAACGACGAACACGUCAUUCCCGAAAAAGUGAAAAAAAUUAAGGUGAAAAACUGCGUUCGGGUUCUAUCUAAAACUAUGGCGGCUGCCUUGUCGUAUACAGCUGAAUUCUGUAAGUAAUAUUCAUACAAUAUUGAAUAAUAACAAUUCGCAUUAUGCCUGCCUAUUAGGCUUGAAAGUCACAUAGUUGCAGCAACGUCAAUUAAUAUUAUUUUUGAUUUAACACCGUUUUUGUGCCUGGUGCCUGUAGUAUUUAUAUUGAUUGUCCAAAUUAUUUUUUUCA